CUGGCUUAUUCGUCGCUAUUUUAUGAAGCGAUAAUACACGUGCACGUGUGCUUAUGUACUGUUAAGCAUGCAUUGUCACCUCUUCUGGCUUCCGUGAGAUUAAAUAGGGAAGUUACAUUCCCCAUAUUUCUGUUGCCUAGUAGGCUUACAUCUAAGGAUCAUUCAUCAGGAUGGGGUUAACGAAGCAAUACCUACGCUUUGUGCAGAGUGCUGUGUUUGGAGUUGUAGGGACAACCAAAGCGAAUGUAGUGUUCACCAAAGACCAUCAGUUUGCUGCAGUGUCUGCCGUAGAGCAUGUUAUCAUCUGGAGCCUCAAGAGAGCAGAGAAAGUACUAGUACUUGAGGGCAGCAAACAUGAGGUCACUGCCCUUGCCCAGACAGACGCUCGUCCGAUCAUUGCAGUAGGUUAUUCUGAUGGAUCUAUCAAGCUCUUUGACAGUGAUAACGGAGAUGAGAUCGUGACGUUCAAUGGACACAAGACAGCUGUGUCCACCAUGCACUUUGACGACCAUGCCCUACGUCUUGCUUCAGGGUCAAAGGACACUGAUGUUAUCAUCUGGGAUGUAGUGAACGAGAGCGGUCUGUAUAGGUUGAAAGGUCAUCGUGGUAUGGUGACUAGGGUGAGCUUCAUGGCACAGCACAACAUCGUCAUUUCUAGUUCUAAGGAUACCUUUGUAAAGUUCUGGGAUUUAGACACACAGCACUGCUUCAAGACUCUGGUUGGGCACAGAAGUGAGGUAUGGGACUUUGCUCUUCUAGCCGAAGACAAGGGGCUAGUGACAGGAACAUCAGGCAGUGAUCUUCAAGUAUGGGACAUUGCCUUUCAAGAUGAGCUUGAAGAUGAGGAUGAAGAGAGCAAAGGACCCUCUCCUGCUAAGAAACCAAGAAGGAGAAUGAGUGAAGAAGAUGAGGAGGACGAUGAAGAUGAUGAAGAUGGAGAGGAAGGAGAUGACAAUAGUAUUUUGACCUGUACCAAAGCAGGAACAAUCCUAAGAAAGGGAACUGACAGAGUAGUAUCUCUUUACCUUGAUUCUACAGGCAGAAUUCUAGGCUGUCAUGGUCCCAGUCCCCAUUUAGAACUCUUCAAGGUGUGCACACCUCAGGAACUGAAGAAGAAAUUACUCAAGAAACAGAAGAGAGAAAGAAAGAAAGCAAGAGGUGAGGAUGGUGAGGAGGUAGAUGUAUCUAACGUCAAGCUAUCAGCAGAAGAUAGGAUACAAGCUCUUACUAACAUCAAGGCUUCAGCCAAACUCAGGUCCUUUCACUCUCAUGUGGAUGCCAAUGGAGAAGUGAGCGUGGUGACCCUUUUACAUAAUAACAGCCUAGAGGUAUACAAGGUGGAUCUUACAGCAGAUAAACCUAUAGCUAGUAAAGAAAAUUGUAUCAGUCUGCCAGGUCAUCGUCAUGACGUCAGGACUGUAUCUGUUAGCUCUGAUAACACAGCUGUGCUAUCUGCUGGUGGAAAUGCUGUCAAGAUCUGGAACAGAUCCACCCAGCAAUGUAUUCGAACCAUGAGUUGUGGCCAUGCCUUGUCAUCUGUCUUUGCUCCAGGUAACAGGCAUUGCAUUGUGGGUAACAAGGCUGGUCGACUAGAAAUGUUUGAUAUCGCAUCUGGUUCCUUGACUGAAUCAUUUGAGGCUCACGAGGGCGCCAUUUGGUCUAUUUGUCUUUCACCAGACAAGAGGGGCUUUGUGACAGGUAGUGCUGACAAGACUCUGAAGUUCUGGGAGUUUGAACUUGUGAGCUCCGAGAAUGAUGAAGGCAGAACUGUUCGUGAGUUGAGCAUCAUUCACACUAGGACAUUGAAGAUGUCUGAUGAUGUGCUGUGUGUGAAGUACUCUCCAGAUGGUAGACUAGUAGCCGCAUCGCUCCUAGAUAGCACUGUCAAGGUCUUCUUUGCUGAUACUCUCAAGUUCUUCCUGUCUCUCUAUGGUCACAAGUUACCAGUACUCAGCAUGGACAUCUCUUCAGAUAGUAACUUGCUUGUGACUGGAUCAGCUGACAGGAACGUCAAACUAUGGGGUCUGGAUUUUGGUGAUUGUCACAAGUCCUUGUUUGCUCAUGAUGACAGCGUGAUGUGUGUUCAGUUCCUACCCGGUACACAUCUCUUCUUCACUGGAGGCAAGGAUGGCAAGCUCAAACAAUGGGAUGGGGAUCACUUCCAACAGAUUACUACAUUAGAGGGUCAUCAUGGUGAAGUAUGGUGUAUGACUAUCAGUCCAGAUGGAAGCUAUAUGGUGAGCGCGUCUCAUGACAAAUCACUGCGGACAUGGGAGAAGACAGAGGAGCCCAUCGUCUUGGAAGAAGAGCAAGAAAUGGAGAGAGAGAGAAAGUAUGAAGAGAGUCUAAAUAAAGAAGAACAACCGAUUGCAGGGGAGCCCACUGGAGGAGAGGUGUCCCUACCAGAGAAGAGAACAGUGGAGACAUUGAGAGGAGCAGAAAGACUGAUGGAAGCACUCAACUUAUACCAGGAAGAGAUGGCCAAGAUGGAAGAUUAUAAGGAGAGGUGUGAAACAGCGGGAAAAGAGCUCCCACUCCCAGACAAGCAUCCUAUUCUCAUGGCAUUUGGAAACCUAACUCCCCUCAGAUAUGUUGGAGAAGUCAUCAAGAAGAUAAAAUCAAGUGAACUGGAAGAAAGCUUACUAGUCUUGCCUCUAGACUAUGUUCUUCAGUUACUACCCAUCCUAGAGACACUCAUCCAAGAAUCCAGAGAAGUGGAGCUGGCCUGUAGAUGUCUUUUCUUCUUGCUUAGGAUACAUCAUGGUCAGAUAACGUCUAAUCAAACACUCCUACCCAUGAUAGACAGACUGAGAAAGACAACAUUAACAAAGGCUAAAAGACUAAGGGACACCAUAGGCUUCAAUCAAGCCGGUCUUCAGUUCCUUAAGGACAAGCUAGAAGCCGAGAAUGAAGUUCAACUCUUCGCCGAUGCGACCGCUAACUUCCAGACUAAGAAGAGGAAACAAAAGAAAAGAGCAGAUAGAGCUAUCCUAAAAUUAUGAUAAAUCCCAGAAUGACCACAUGAACUGUAUCUUUAGACUGUUUUGAAAUGAACUAAAAUGGUCAUUAAAUCAUCAAUCUACAAGAAAUGUUUGAUCCAAGAACUGCUAGUGAUCAGAGAUAUCCAACUCUCGACACGAUAUCAACUACUUUCUAAAAUUCAACCUCAGCCAAUUUCAAUAGCAUUGUGCAUCACCUAUUGAAAUGUGCAAACAUGACCAUGACAUUCUAUUAUGUUAUCCAUACAGCAUUGAAAUUGCCCUUGGUUUUUUUUUUUGUAAUGGUUGCGAUAAAAAAAUUUCCAACAUUGAUUAAACUGACACCUGCUCCCAUGUCAGAACAUAUUUUUGUAUAGCCUUGUGCCGUCUGUAAAUUGUUAAUUAAGGACUGUCACAUUUUCAAGUAAAAUAGCUUUCAUCUUUUCAUGGAUUUUGCACUAGAUUAUUCUCAGGGUCAGUAUUUCAUGGGUAACCCAAGCAUUAAUUGAAUACCAAGCCGUACAGCACAAAUUGUGGUUGAAGAAUCCUAACCUUUGCUAAUGGGUUAUUUGCAAAACAAAGUGCCCCUGCUACUUACAUGUACCUUGAUUUGAAAAGACAUGAAUAAUUGCAGAGUGUUGUAGACAAAUGAACUGUGUUGUUUUGGAUUGAGUACAUCAUCGUCAGAACUUAAAAGGAAGUCAGAAUACAGUACCAGUAAUGUGUUGAGCCUCUGGAUAGCAAUUAGCAUGUUAACAGUACAUAGUGCUGAAGAUUCUUACUCCAAUCACAUGGAAUCAGUUCCAGGAAAACCUUGAUGGGUGUCUGCAUACAUGUAGGUGCAACAUAGCUUGAGGCUACGUAGGCUGGGAGUUCAUUAGAUGGAGUUAGCUUCAAUGUACAAGGAUACUCUUGACUAAUGAGAAACACAUUAUAAGCUGAGUGCUCUGUGACCUACGUUCAUGGCUCAAGCUAUGUUACACUUACAUGUAUGCAGAUAUCCAUCAAGGCUUUGUUGGAACUGAUUUCGUGCGAUUGGUGUUUGAAUCUUCAGCAACAUGUACAACAAAGUUAUUCAUACCUGUUGGAAAAUUUGAUGUUUUUCUGUUUUCAUUUUAACUUGUUGAAUUAAGGCCUGCAUUUAAUUCUUUUUGAUAUAAGCUUUAAUAUGUCACAUUCUGAAGAAACAUAAAUCAGGACAAAUACAUUUUCCACAUAAUACAAAAAAUAUGACACUUGAAUAAUGCAGUCGUUAACUGUAUGUGUAGCUUUUAGUGAAGUUUUAGUGAAUCUACGAUUGAUGUUGAUCUAUGGAAGGUAAAUGAAAUGAAAUCAUGCAGAAUGAUUGAGUUUAUGUACUUGUGAUUUUAGAUUCGAAAUCUGCAAUUACAUCACCUCAGGUACAAUAUGGUAUGUUCAGAGGAGUCCUGUGCUUCACUUUUUUGUUUAAAUAAAUCUUAUAACACACGGAUAAAUGAGUACAUGUAGGAACUCUGUUGCGCACAGCUGCUUUUUCACCCCCCCCCCCCCCUAUUAAUUUAGUACUCACAUAACAGCAUAUUAGAAACAAGCUUUAAGACCUGAGGUGAAUCUUCAUUCACAUUAGAUUUUAAUCUGUUGCACAUUAACUGAACUCUGAUGAACUAGGUUGUGCUUUAAAAGUUGAAUAAGAAGAGGGAAAGCUGCUAUUAAAUCACCUUGAGUACAAACCGGUAUGUUCCAAAGAUUCUUAAACAGAUACAGACCAAGGCUUGUGUAUGUUUGUACAGUUUGUACAGUAAGUUCUUAAACCUUCCAAACCAUAUGUGAUGACACAUUAAUCAGAUAGCACUGGUAUGCUUAUCUGAUAAGGUGCAACCCAAAGAGAGGAAAUUGUGUAAGUGCCCUCCCCCCCCCCCUCCUCCCCCUCCUCCAUUCAUGUUCUUCUCUCCUUUUCUUUCUUUCUAUUAUGACCUUGCCUAGCUAUGUGUAUAUUUAUCCCUUGUGAUGAACAAACCAAUAAAAUGUACCUCCACUCUCUUUGUAAAGGUGCGGUAUAUUACAUUCUCCUUUUCAGUGUGAUGAUUGGCCCGGAGUAAUUUUUACAAUUUUUACAGCCCUUUGAGAAUUUUAUUACCCAUUCGACAUUUUACUAUACUGGAAGAAGUUGAUUUCCCAGACAUUUGUGUAAGGAUGUUCUGAUGUAGGAAUAACUCUUAUUAUGUAACUUUAUGUAUUACUUGCAUUUAGAAUAAUGAAAUGUGAUACCUAAAAGUUGGUGAUACAAGUCUUAUUAUAAGGCCACUAAAUAUGGAUGCAAUGGAAUUGAUGAUAUAAAAGAGAAGUUUUAUCAUAUCCAAUCAUGUCCAAGGUUUUUAUUUGAAUAAAAAAGGAAGAAAUAUUUAAACUCA
This is a messenger RNA of Strongylocentrotus purpuratus (purple sea urchin), 5368 nucleotides long. It is a transcript of the gene wdr3, whose product is annotated as WD repeat-containing protein 3. Gene Ontology annotation, biological process: maturation of SSU-rRNA. Lineage: Eukaryota; Metazoa; Echinodermata; Echinoidea; Camarodonta; Strongylocentrotidae. The record is from RefSeq and is a predicted model, not a curated record. The transcript is spliced from 25 exons. Gene Ontology annotation, molecular function: snoRNA binding; protein binding. The coding region runs from base 171 to 3002 and encodes 943 amino acids. Gene Ontology annotation, cellular component: Pwp2p-containing subcomplex of 90S preribosome; small-subunit processome.